Messenger RNA from Perca flavescens (yellow perch), 2224 nucleotides. RefSeq names its product glial cell derived neurotrophic factor b (gene gdnfb). The record is from RefSeq and is a predicted model, not a curated record. Gene Ontology annotation, biological process: peripheral nervous system development; positive regulation of branching involved in ureteric bud morphogenesis; negative regulation of neuron apoptotic process. Gene Ontology annotation, molecular function: receptor tyrosine kinase binding; glial cell-derived neurotrophic factor receptor binding; growth factor activity. Lineage: Eukaryota; Metazoa; Chordata; Actinopteri; Perciformes; Percidae. Bases 459 to 1250 code for a protein of 263 amino acids. The transcript is spliced from 2 exons.
CUCACGGCUCAGUCAGGAUUGAUGGUGAGUGGGGAUGUGCAGGAGUCACUGCAUUGUGCCAGAGGAACCGUGCGCACUGAAUGAAAACCUGUAGACUGUAAACAGGGAGUAUUUUUUUCUUUCUUCCAAGCGUCGAUGGAUUUGCAAACAACUUCGGAGGGAAGUCUUUGCUUUCCGUUUUGCGCUUCUGCCUUUGUUUUCGAGCCUUCUUGGAUGUUGCGCCACGCCGCACAGCGUUUGCCAGCUGGCAUGUGAGUGAUAGCGUGCAGUUUACAGUACGCAGGCAUUAACACAUUGAUCUUCCCAAUUUCCAGUGGCUGGAACCCGAGCCGAUGAGUGCGCCCCACCUUUUCCUCUCCAACUAUUGGACGUCUUCAAUAUGCUGUUAAUCGCGUUUGCCAGAUGAUACCUGUUGGUUUUUUAUCGCGCCAUGUCCUUCUGUCGGACUGAAGUGGACAAUGAAGUUAUGGGAUAGCCUGAGCAUUUCUUUGAUACUGCUGAGCGCCGUGCACGCCAGCCGGCUUCUCCGGAGCCGACCGCAGUCCACGUCCUCCAAGAGGAGAGGGCGCGCCGCCGAGAGUCCCCUGGAGCUCCCGCCGGUUCAGAUCCGCCUGUCUGUCACUUCCCCGGGCAUCAGCCGCGCUGAGGCGGAUACAACGGACUGGGAAGAGACGCUGGCUGGAGGGGAAAAAUACACAAUGGAGGAGCCCCUCCCAAGUGAGUUUGAAGAUGUGGUGGACUUCAUCAAAGUGACCAUCAGUAGAAUACGUCGCUCCUCCUCAUCCACCGUGUACUCAUCCACCUCCUCCCCCUCCAAAGUAGACUUGAGCAGCAGGACUCGACACAGACAGGAGAGGAAGAAGGGGGCGAGCCAGCAGAGUGGAGGAGGAAGAGGAAAAGCUAGAGGAGGGAAGACAGGGAGGAAGGUUAGGGAAGGAAGAGCUAACCGACGAGGCCAAGGCUGUGUGCUCAAACAGAUCCACCUUAAUGUGACAGACCUCGGUUUGGGCUACCGCUCCAGCGAGGAAAUGAUAUUCAGGUACUGCUCCGGACCCUGCAGGAAGUCUGAGACCAACUACGACAAAAUCCUUAACAACCUCGCUCACAACAGGAGGCUUCCUCCUAAAGACACGCCCCCUCAGGCUUGCUGUCGGCCAAUAGCAUUUGAUGAUGACCUCUCGUUCCUGGACGACAACCUCGUCUACCACACUGUGAGGAAGCACUCUGCUAGGAAAUGUGGUUGUGUGUAGAGAGUGUGAGCUGGUGUCAGGCUUUGUGUUGAAGUGAGUGUUUUCUCUUCUGAUUUACCUCUUUAUGAGCAAACUUUCAGGCAUUAUGUGUGGCCAUAUGACUUGAGUCCAUCGGUAAAGGAGUUAAUAAGUAGAGGACGUGGCGUCUACAGUUUUUUCCCCAAAGCAAAAAUCCUCUUCUUCUCUUCCUCAAUCAAAAUUAUAUUUAUAUUAUAAUUCCUUUACAGUUCACACCUUUCAUACGUCACUAAUAUGUUCAGUGGGAUUUUAAAUGUUUCAAUGGAUACUCAACCUAAAGGACUGAAAUCAGACACAAUGGAUGAUUCAGCAGACUCAUUCUGUCUACUGUAUAGCACAUAUGUUACAUGGAAAAGGUUAUACAUAUGAAAUGUAUUUAUGAAAUCUUGAAUAUAUUAACUUAUUGAUAUUUAUUUUGUUUUUAUAAAAGGAAUACGUUAUUUAUUGUAAUAUGAUAUCUCAGUGUUUGCCAAAAGGUUUAACCAAAAGAGGUUGGUGGUAUAUUUCCAAAUAAAAGCAGUAAAAGACUGGGUGGUUUACAUUGCAAAAUCUUUUAGGUGUCCUGUGGAGUUGUCUUGUAAACAAACAAAGUUAUGUGUGCAUUCAGUGUUUCUCACCAAUAUACAUUUUGUGUAUCCUUGAGGUCUAACAAAAGAUUUUAAUAUACCAUAUUUUCUUCCUCAUAAAACAUUUGCAAAGCCGAUUUUGAAAGUCAUGCAUUGUUUACAUCAUGUUCACUAGUUUGCAUUCUUCUUUGCUGUUGCAUUGCUACGUGGCUUGACCAAUUGUCGAUCAGCGGAAUAUCUGAAACUGGUGGCAGGGAGGUGUGUUACCCUAACCCCUAACCCUAACCCUAACCCACAUGAUUAUACUGUACAAUACAAACAUAACGGGGACCCUCUCUUAACAACAUUGCUCUAUAGCACUACUAGUGGUCUAAAACUCCACAGUACAAA